AUAAAAAGGAAAUGUGCAAUAGCAGGGGUAGCGAUCUUUUUGUUAAUCAAGCUUCCGCGAAUUCAGAUGCGUUUACAGGUGCCCACGCAGUACCGGCUGAUGACGCACGUGAUCCAGGCAUGCUCAACUCACAGGUGCCGCCUGUUAUUACACGUGAUAUGGAGAUGCGCAACACGCAGGCUACGGUGGAAAGAGAGAUAUACAGGGUAUGCGGAUCGAAAUUGAUUGAGAGCACAGCACCCAUGGGCGAAGUAGAGAGCAAUCUAAAUAGAUUCCCCGACGAUCAGGAGGGUAAGGUAUCAUUGUCCCUCCGGCUCCCCCCAGAGCAAACAUUAACGAGAAAAAGUAGGAAUCAUAUUAAAAUAUGGAUGAUCCUAUCUGAAUUAAAGAUCCGUCCAAUCAAUGUCGUUAUGUUAAAUCACUUUGCGGCUGAAGCAGAAUUUGAAAAGGGAUCAUCGGCUAAUUUUGCGCUAGAACAAAUAGAGAGACUUAAGACUAAAAAGUUAACUGCUAAUAUAGAAAAACACCAAUUUUUUUGUAAAGGUGUUAUAAUGGAUUGGCCUUCUGCGAUCCCUGAUCUGUGGGCAGCUAUUAGCGAUAAGACAAAUAUAGUUAGUUUGGAACGUAUGUAUAGACGUAAGUGGGACGCUACAAAUAGGACUGCCUCUCUUGUAGAAACAGAUAACAUUAUUAUUACUUUUAGAGAUAACAAAUUGAGAGACCUUAAAAUAUUUAAUAAUAUGGUUGGCUUGAGAGUACGAGCUUAUAUCACGCAGGUUAGACAGUGUUAUAACUGUUUUAGAUACGGACACACAAAGAACGCAUGUAAGAGCGAGACGAAAUGUAUUAUAUGUGGUGACAAGGCCCACGGUCAAUGCUCUAAAUCGGUGAGGUGUUGUAAUUGCGAUGGUCCUCAUAGAUCCACGUUUAGAGGAUGUCCUAUUUUUGAUAAAAAUAAAAAAAUCAAUGUUGUGAAAGCGCAAAAUAAUAUCUCAUUUUACAGAGCACGAAAAAUUGUUGAAGGCGGUGACGCUUCAGUGUUGUCCAGCCAAGAUAGAUACGUGAAUCCGGGGGCGUGGCCCACUCUACCGGAGCCCAGAGGGAUAAACAUCCCCGUGAUGAGACUCAGAAGGACAAUAGGAGGAUAGCUCCCUCCCGCUCUUUUUAUAAACAAUUUAACCUUCGAGAAGAGGAAAUUAACCAGAACAGGAGAGGCUUGGCGCUGGGGGCUUGUCGCAGCGGUGCAACUGUGGAAAGUGAUAGCAAGGAUGCUUCCUCCUACGAGGGGAGGAAAGGCAUGAUGUUUUCUGCGGGGAUUUCGAAUGCCAGAGAUAUUGUCGAGAGAAUCCUUUUAUUGUUACAAAGUUGUCCACAGGUGAAAAGCCUUUUGAUUGAGGCACUCAAGCGAAUGGAUGUACGUGGACUAUUAGAAGGGAGUUCUCAGCGACUCAGAGAGACUGUCGAGAUGGAAUAUGAAACUCAGUUGAACAACGAGGGGGAAACUUCGUUUUCC
This is a messenger RNA of Temnothorax curvispinosus, 1513 nucleotides long. RefSeq lists its product as uncharacterized. NCBI's taxonomy places the organism in Eukaryota, Metazoa, Arthropoda, Insecta, Hymenoptera, Formicidae. The record is from RefSeq and is a predicted model, not a curated record. Bases 12 to 1148 code for a protein of 378 amino acids. The transcript has 2 exons.